AUGGUGUUCAAAGCCAGUCGUAAAAUAGGUCGAAAACUUAAAACUAGAGUAUCACUUUUGCUAUUGGUCUGUUUAGCAAUGCCAGCGGCUGCAAGAGAUAACGAUUUAGACUUCACGGCCAUGCCCAUUACCUCGUUAACCAUAAGACACUGUGGUCAUAUUCUAAUAGCCGCGAACGCAAAAAACAACGAAUUAUACAUGUCUACGAAAUCCCGCAAUCCUACCGAAGAAUCGAUAAACUUAAAUAGAAGCAAUGACAUCAAAAUACUGAAAAGAGUGCGAACGCAACUAAAAGUAGCUAGAAACCAUUUUCGAAAUAACCGAGAAGUAAUCGCACGUCUUUAUUCGGAUGUAAAGACCAUGAUGCAAACAAAUUAUCAUUACGAGUGGUUGCCCUCUCAGUCGCUGGUUUGGUACAAGAAACACGUCAAAAAGCUUGACAAGGACACCAAGGUGUUUAUACUUUUGCCUGUGCUACGGGAUUCAUUGCACAAUUUUUCAGUAACGCUCGAACAAAUGCGACUGUUCAGCGAAACACAUUUAAUAUCCAAUUACACAAUAAGAAAACUUAUGUUAGACGAUCUAUCCAAACAUCUUAUCGCAGUGUUGUGCGAAGUGGAGGCCGCAAUGAUAAGCCUGAGCACGUGGCGCAACAGGAAGAUGCCCGAAGAGCCACGGACAGCGAUCGUCGGUGGCCCGGGCUGGGACCCGAAUCCCGACCACACGACCAUGAUGAUCCAGGACUGGGGCGUGUUGACCAUCUACUAUAGGUUCCUAAAGGACUGGCUGCAUAUCAGCCGGAAAAUGGUCCAAGACCAGGUGGACUUGCACCAGCGGUGGUCAGCUGUCUCAGCGGUGGUUUCAGACGCCGACGACGGGGACGACAACGACGACUCUUCUGCCUCCACCAUCGACCGACUGCCACCUGCAAUGCCGGUGUCGUCAUCGCCGUUAUCGUUAUCGCCGGUGUCGUCAUCGCCAAUGCCGUGUAUCAGACACCACAGAUGCGGUUCGUCCAAGUACAACAAACGGCCCAAAACGUCCGGCUCGGUUACGUAG
Molecule: messenger RNA, 1059 nt
Organism: Macrosiphum euphorbiae (potato aphid)
Lineage: Eukaryota; Metazoa; Arthropoda; Insecta; Hemiptera; Aphididae
Source: the annotation of a GenBank genome assembly